AUGCCGUCGUCCCACCGUGACCAUGGCCAAGGGGCCGAGUAUCAGAACCAGCAGCAGCAUCAGCAGCACCACCACAGAAGAAGAUUAGUAAACACUCAUCAUAGUGGCAACACGCACCCUUUGAUCUGGUUAGCAGCAAUUCUCUGCACAAUCAUAGCCAUAGGUGUUGUAGUGGCAGGCAUAGUAGUUUUCGUGGGUUACAUGGUGAUCCACCCCAGAAUCCCUGUGAUCAGCGUCACCAACGCUCACCUUGACCUUCUCAGCAACGACUACGCGGGCCUCCUCCAAACCCAACUCACCAUCAUCGUGGUGGCCCAGAACGGGAACGCCAAGGCCCAUGCAACGUUCUCCGACAUAAGGUUCAACCUAAGCUACCAGGGUCAGGGAAUAGCAAUGAUGGUUGCUGAUCCCUUCGAUGUUGCCAAGAACAACUCCAAGACACUCAACUACGUUGUUCAGUCUGCUUCCAUUCCCUUAACACCUGAGCAGAUGGAGGAAGUGGAUGAGUCGUGGAAGCGUGACUUGAUUGGGUUUGUCUUGAAGGGAAGCGCGAGAACGAUGUGGAGAGUAGGACCCUUAGGUUCGGUUAAGUUCUGGUGCAAUUUGGAGUGUGAACUCAAGUUUCGCCCUUCCAAUGGGAGUUACAUUAAGCACUCACGCUGCACCUCUGAGUCUAAAUGA
This is a messenger RNA of Sphenostylis stenocarpa, 681 nucleotides long. Lineage: Eukaryota; Viridiplantae; Streptophyta; Magnoliopsida; Fabales; Fabaceae. The record is from the annotation of a GenBank genome assembly.